UCAUCUUCUCUGUUACAGAAUCCUAAAGGUAGACCCCAAAGAUACUGCUGUGAUCAUUGCGAGCAAGUCUUCACCACUUCAUCAAACCUGAAGAGGCAUAAGAAAACUCACACUGGUGAUAAACCAUACAGCUGUGGUCACUGCGGGGUGGCUUUUACCCGACAAUUUAAUCUAAUAAACCACCAACGUAUUCACACUGGAGGAGACAAGCCUUACAGGUGUGAUCAGUGUGGAGCAGCUUUUGCCCAAAAAGGUUCUCUAACGAGUCACCAAAGCAUUCACACUGGAGACAAGCCUUACAGGUGUGAUCAGUGUGGAGCGGCUUUUGCCGCGCAAGGUUCCCUAACGAGUCACCAACGUAUUCACACUGGAGACAAGCCUUACAGGUGUGAUCAGUGUGGAGCGGCUUUUGCCCGGAAAAGUGAUCUUACAAGUCACCAACGUAUUCACACUGGAGACAAGCCUUACAGGUGUGAUCAGUGUGGAGCGGCUUUUGCCCACCAAAGUUCUGUAACGACUCACCAACGAAUUCACACUGGAGACAAGCCUUACAGGUGUGAUCAGUGUGGAGCAGCUUUUUCCCAGCAAGGUGCUCUAAGGAGACAUCAACGUAUUCACACUGGAGACAAGCCUUACAGGUGUGAUCAGUGUGGAGUGGAUUUUGCCCGGCAAAGUGGUUUAAGGAGACACCAACGUAUUCACACUGGAGACAAGCCUUACAGGUGUGAUCAGUGUGGAGCGGCUUUUGCCCACCAAAGUUCUCUAACGACUCACCAACGUCUUCACACUGGAGACAAGCCUUACAACUGUGAUCAGUGUGGAGCGGCUUUUACCAAUCAAAGUCACCUAACGACUCACCAACGCAUUCACACUGGAGAAAAGCCUUACAGCUGUGAUCAGUGUCAAGCGGCUUUUGCCGAGCGAGGUUCUCUAACGAGACAUCAACGUAUUCACACUGGAGACAAGCCUUACAGCUGUGAUCAGUGUGGAGCGGCUUUUGCCCAUCAAGGUUCUCUAACGAGUCACCAACGUAUUCACACUGGAGACAAGCCUUACAGGUGUGAUCAGUGUGGAGCGGCUUUUGCCCAGCAAGGUUCUCUAACGAGUCACCAACGUAUUCACACUGGAGACAAGCCUUACAGGUGUGAUCAGUGUGGAGCAGCUUUUACCCAACAAAGUUCUCUAACGAGUCACCAACGUAUUCACACUGGAGACAAGCCUUACAGGUGUGAUCAGUGUGGAGCGGCUUUUGCCCGGCAAAGGGAUCUUACGAGUCACCAACGCAUUCACACUGGAGACAAGCCUUACAGGUGUGAUCAGUGUGGAGCAGCUUUUACCCAACAAAGUUCUCUAACGAGUCACCAACGUAUUCACACUGGAGACAAGCCUUACAGGUGUGAUCAGUGUGGAGCGGCUUUUGCCCGGCAAAGGGAUCUUACGAGUCACCAACGCAUUCACACUGGAGACAAGCCUUACAGGUGUGAUCAGUGUGGAGCAGCUUUUACCCAACAAAGUUCUCUAACGAGUCACCAACGUAUUCACACUGGAGACAAGCCUUACAGGUGUGAUCAGUGUGGAGCGGCUUUUGCCCGGCAAAGGGAUCUUACGAGUCACCAACGCAUUCACACUGGAGACAAGCCUUACAGGUGUGAUCAGUGUGGAGUACGUUUUGCCACAUCAAGUAAUCUAAGGAGUCACCAACGUAUUCACACUGGAUAAAAAGUGUACAUUUGUGAUCAUUGCUGAUUUAAUUUAACAUCGGUUAAAUUCUAAUGCAGCAGUUCAGUACCAGUGCAGUACACUUGUAAUGUCAGUGCAAUACCGGUUCAGUUCCAAAGCAGUACCUUUUCUGUACUUGUCAGGGUUUGACAUUUCAUGUUGACAUUUCCUGUUUUAUUUUGAAGCCUAUGUCCUUGUGUUUAAGUUCUUGUUUGACCUUCCUGUUCCCAUCUGCCCUGAUCGUCUGCACCUGUGUCUCGUUAACCUUUGUGUAUAUCUGGUCUUGUCUUUCCCCUGCUCCUUGCUGGUCUGUACUGUUUUCCCCUCCAUGUUUUUCCCAUCAGGUUUUGUCAUAGUUUUGGAUUCUUGUCCACAGUUUGGUUUUUGUAUUCUGCUUAAAAGCGUUUUUGGUUCUGUUUUUAAGUUAAUAAAUCACAGUUUUUGGGAACUCCUGCCUCCUGCUCUCCUGCAUCUGGGUCCUCACUACAACCUCCUGACAGUACCAGUGCAACCCCAGUUUUACACCAGUGCAAUACCAAUUCAAUUCACUUUUAUUUGUUGA
This is a messenger RNA of Cololabis saira (Pacific saury), 2281 nucleotides long. Its product is annotated as zinc finger protein 160-like. Lineage: Eukaryota; Metazoa; Chordata; Actinopteri; Beloniformes; Belonidae. The transcript has a single exon. Gene Ontology annotation, molecular function: DNA-binding transcription repressor activity, RNA polymerase II-specific. The annotation marks the transcript as partial. The record is from RefSeq and is a predicted model, not a curated record. Gene Ontology annotation, biological process: negative regulation of transcription by RNA polymerase II.